Colletotrichum graminicola M1.001 is the source of this 1320-nucleotide messenger RNA. RefSeq lists its product as uncharacterized. The transcript is spliced from 2 exons. Bases 1 to 1320 code for a protein of 439 amino acids. The record is from RefSeq and is a predicted model, not a curated record. Lineage: Eukaryota; Fungi; Ascomycota; Sordariomycetes; Glomerellales; Glomerellaceae.
AUGCGUUCCUUUUCACUUUUCGGCCUCCCCUCUUCGCUCCUGCUUCUUAUAGCAGCCCACGUCAAUGCAGAGCACCCGGCAGCCAUCCGCAAAAUGCCACCAAAUGCCGGCGAGAAGCUGCUGCCCGACGACCUCUCCUUUUCUGACGAUGUCUUCAUCACCCCGCUCUCACCCCGCGAGGAACUUGUCGCCGCUCGCAUGGCCGACGACCCGCUGUUUUACAACGCAUCGCUCCCUUACCGCCCGCCCUUCGCUGAACACUUUGACAGUGCCAACCAUGGUUGGGGGCAGCUACGGCGUGCCGCCGAGGUUCUUCAUAUCCUCGAAUCCAGACAGUCAUGCCCUACAACUAUGAACAGCUGCGAGUAUAUCGGCUCGCCGAAUAAGUGCUGCAUGAGCAAUGAAGUGUGUGUGAAGGUCGAGGAUCAACGGGUUGGGAACGUCGCCUGUUGUCCGAGCGGUGCUUCCUGUGGCGGAGCGGUGGGCGUAUGCCCCAGCGGCACAACUAGCUGCGAUGCUAAGCUCAGCGGUGGAUGUUGCAUUCCGGGUUACAUCUGUCAAGGUGUUGGCUGUGUGCCCAGCCCUCCCCCAGCGCCGAGCACUUCACCCACUCAGACGGCCUCAAAUGGAGGAGGUGGUGGAGGUGGAAACGGCGGCGGCGGCGGCGGCGGCGGCGGUGGAUCAGGCGGCACGACAGUCCGGGAGACCGUCACCACUACCACAGUCUCUACGACGACACUCGCAGACGGCAGAACCACCACUGUUCACGUCACGAUCAUCAUCACAGUCAACCCCGGCACCACCCCCACCACCACUGAAGACCCGACGACGAUUCCUGGCCUUCCGACGACUUCGGAUGCCUCCGACGCUGUGCCCCCUUUCCGACCAACGUCGAUCAACCCAGGCGAGGGUGGCGGCCCGCCCGUGACAUCGGCCUACUGUCCGACUGGCUUCUACGCCUGUCUCGCCCGCGCCGGUGGAGGCUGCUGUCAGACCGGCCGCGACUGCGCCACUACCUCGUGCCCGCCUACUCCCUCGGUCACCAUCAUCAGCAAUGGCGUCACUGUUGUCCUACCAGCCACCGACGUUCCGGAGCCGCAUGCGACGGAGACCUGCGCCGGUGGCUGGUUUCUGUGUGGCGAGGAGGGCGGCCCCGUCCCCGGCUGUUGUCCGAGCGGGUACAAGUGCGGCAUCGCGAGCUGUACUAGCAUUUCACCCAGUCAGACGGGCGAGAUCCAGAAGCAUUUUCCAAACGCAGGAUCUACGGCCGCGGCCUCUCUGGCCCUAUUGAUCGUUUCAUUCGUUUUUUCGUUGCUUUGA